Odocoileus virginianus texanus is the source of this 2235-nucleotide messenger RNA. Lineage: Eukaryota; Metazoa; Chordata; Mammalia; Artiodactyla; Cervidae. The record is from RefSeq and is a predicted model, not a curated record.
CUCAGCGCGCCGCCCUGCGCCCCCCCGCCUGUCCUGUGCUCUCUACCUGGAGUUGCAGAAGAGCAGGGUGGAGUCGCUAAACGCGGCGCGGGAUGAGCUUUCUGUAGCCCCGUGUUUCCCGUUUGGUAUAGACAGGCGCGGGUCUGUCAUACGUGAACCUGUGGGAAGGCUGUUCAGAAAGCGCAUCGUUUAGAGACUACAUCGGCGAGCUAAAACCCUCAAUCUUCGUGGUGAUCGUGCUCCCAGAGAGGAGAGGCUGACAGUGGUUAAAGUGGCCCAGUUAUGCCGCCAGUGAGGAGAGCCGCAUCCUUGUUCUCACCGAGCUGCUUGAGAGAAAAGCCCAUUCUCCAUUUUACCAGGAAGGCGUGAGCAACGCCCUGCUGAAGAUGGCCGAGCUGGGGCUGGCACGCGCGGCCGCCGUGCUCCUGCGGAAUGGAGCCAACCUCAACUUUGAAGACCCGGUCACCUACUACACGGCGCUGCACAUCGCCGUCCUACGGAACCAGCCGGACAUGGUGGAGCUGCUGGUGCGCCACGGGGCCGACGUCAACCGCAGGGACCGGAUCCAUGAGAGCAGCCCCCUGGACCUGGCCAGCGAGGAGCCAGAGCGCCUGCCCUGCCUGCAACGCCUCCUGGACCUCGGAGCAGAUGUCAAUGCGGCUGACAAGCAUGGUAAGACAGCCCUGCUCCAUGCUCUGGCCAGCAGUGACGGGGUGCAGGUCCACAACACCGAGAACAUCCGGCUCCUGCUGGAAGGAGGGGCGGACGUCAAGGCCACUACCAAAGACGGGGACACAGUGUUCACCUGCAUCAUCUUCCUGCUGGGCGAGACAGUGGGAGGCGACAAAGAGGAGGCCCAGCUGAUCAACCGCUUCUGCUUCCAAGUCACGCAGCUGCUGCUGGCCCACGGUGCCGACCCCAGCGAGUGCCCGGCCCACGAGUCCCUCAUGCACAUCUGCCUCAAGAGCUUCAAGCUGCACUUCCCCCUGCUGCGCUUCCUGCUGGAGUCAGGAGCCGCCUACAACUGCUCCCUACACGGCGCGUCCUGCUGGUCUGGCUUCCACAUCAUCUUUGAGAGGCUCUGCUCCCACCCGGGCUGUGCGGAGGAUGAGAGCCACGCGGACCUUCUGCGCAAGGCGGAGACCGUGCUGGAUCUCAUGGUGACCAACUCCCAGAAGCUCCAGCUGCCUGAAAACUUUGACAUCCACCCUGUGGGCAGCCUGGCGGACAAGAUCCAGGCCCUGCACUUCUCCCUGAGGCAGCUGGAGAGCUACCCCCCGCCCCUAAAGCACCUAUGCCGCGUGUACAUCCGCCUCUACCUUCAGCCGUGGCCCGUGGAUGCCAAGGUCAAGGCCCUACCUCUGCCCGACAGGCUCAAGUGGUACCUCCUCAGCGAGCACAGUGGCGCCGUCGAGGACGACAUCUGACCGUCUGGGCUAGGGGGCGGGGUCUGGGCAGCCCCAUCGGCAUGUGGGUGAUUCAAGUACCUGGGCGGCCCGAGGGGACAGCCUUCCGUCCGCCUGUCAGAGGUGCAGGGUGGAGCCCGGCGGCGGCAAGCGCUCCAGCGGAGGAAGGCCUCUCUGGAGGGAGACUGCCCCCGCUUCCCCUGGCAGCGACUCUGAGCCUCGGCCCACAGUGGAAGUGGGGACAGGGUUUAGGACAAGCACGGACCCUCCUGAUGGGAGGGAGUGCCGGGCGCUCUGAGAAGCAAGGGGGCUCCACGCCCCGGCCCUCCACAGGAAGCCGGCCCAGCCUGCGUGGAGACGCCAGGAGGGGCCUGUGGGGUGCAGCCCGGCCAAGACCAUUGACUCUUCACCCAAGAUUCUGUGAAAAAAAAUAAGCGCUUCGGGGCAGGCAGGGAGAGCUGAGCUAACUCCAGCCAGCUUCUAUAGCUCUGGGGCCAAGCCACCCACCACCCUGCCCAGCAAGGGCCAGGGCCCUGCUCGGGUGGCAGCUGUUUGUGCCAAACCUGUGGUUUGGGGACCACGCCUUCUAACAAGCAAUUAUGCAUGACUGUGCGCUGUCUUUCUGAAAUGUCUCACAUCGUGAGGGUUCAUCUGAUGGGAAAAGCUACCAAGGGUGAAAGCCAACCUCCGCCCUGUGUUGAGCCCUCAGCAGGCCGCCUGUGGGUCACACGAGGUGGUCAUUGUGAAUUGUGUAACUGCCUUGGAGAUAAGCCGAGGCGACUAAAAGGAUAUAUUUAUAAACUUAAAACUGAUUUCUCUUGGCCUUAAA